Strongylocentrotus purpuratus (purple sea urchin) is the source of this 3955-nucleotide messenger RNA. RefSeq lists its product as uncharacterized. Lineage: Eukaryota; Metazoa; Echinodermata; Echinoidea; Camarodonta; Strongylocentrotidae. The record is from RefSeq and is a predicted model, not a curated record. The transcript is spliced from 4 exons. The coding region runs from base 151 to 873 and encodes 240 amino acids.
AUUGUAUUCACGGUGCGGAGAGCACCAGUCAAGCGAAGUUGGAAUCAUCGAUUUCCUUGAUUUAACAUUCGGAUUAAGCAACACACACUGGAGGAGGAAGCGAUAAAGAUCGAGAUUAAAGCGCUGUCACUGUGAAUUUGGACGAACGCCAUGGCUCCAACUUUGUCAAUAAUGGAUACAAACACAAACGGCACGAUGAACGGUAGUGAUCAUACGUCUGUCCAAAUGUGCACCCACCCGGCGCCGUUCAGCGCAACCGAGUUCAGCCCAGUGCUCCUCGCCCACUGCUACAUUCUCGGUACAAUAUUCAACCUCCUCGCUGUUACAGCCGCCUUCUUUCUCUACCGCCUCGUCCAGAUCAAGGCACGCCCUCUCGUCCUCUCUGUCAACAUCCUCCUCGUCAUCAUGGCCACGUUACGCUACAUCUACCUAGCCGUCGACCCCUACAACGUCCGCAUGUACUUCCCGACGUGGUUCAUGCAGGCCCUUGAAGACAUCGCCAUCCCAUGCCUGACGUCGGCUUUCGCCCUCAUCCAAUACGCGCUGUUCCAGCUCUGCAAAGUUCAGCGUCUCAACAAACAGAGCCCGCACGUACUCUGGGGCAUCGUGGUGUUCCACUUCGCUUUCGUCAUCGUCAUCGACAUCCUCAUCAUCUUAGAGGUGGCAGGCUGCUGGCUGCUCACACUCUGUCACGUUCUCACACUCGUCUGGGGACUCGUGCUGUGUAUAACCGUCUCGAUGGUCGCGCUAAAACUCGUCAGCCGGGACAGGGUAGUAAAGCGGACACUCCGGGCGACCACGAACCCAGGCUCGAAAACGGCAACCCGUCAUCGUCGAUUCCGAACAACAUGCGAGUCGAAGAUCCUGCCGUGAAGAAGAAAUUCAAAGACCAUUUGAGGAAACUAAAGAGGAUUUGUGUCUCGGCUAGUAUUACAGGAUUGAUUUGUUUCGCUGUUUCCUUGGUUGGGGUGAUUAUCCCUGCUGCGGGUUACAACUUCAACAAGGUGGGCUGGAUUAUGUACCAAACUAUGCAAAGGUUGGUGGAGAUCGCCUUCGGGUUCAUCCUCCUCUACACCUCAUGGCAAGAAUCGGAUGGACCAUCGCCAUCGGCAUGAUUGAUGACGAAAACCUUCCAUCUCUACUUCCCUUAUCAUCAGCCAAUGUCAAACAAUCGCAUGUACUCGCUGAAAAGGAACCACAGCCCCACGAAAUAAUCAAAUACCUCUACAACGAAUGUCGAUCAGCAAUGGGAAAAACCAUCCGUGAUCCGUGUGAUGAGGAAAAACAAUUUUUAAUGGCGUUUGUGGGUGUUCAACAAUCGCAUGUACUCGCUGAGAAGCAAUCAUAGCAUCACGAAAAAUAUAUAGAGACCAAAUGAAGUGAUGGGGUAGGUUCAUAUCUGAUCCAUGCAUCUACUUCAAAAAGUGCAAAAGCAGGCAGCAAAGCUAACUUUGAUUCAUGGCUCGUCAAAAUGGCCGUAUCACCUCGACGUAUCCGCCAUUGCAUAGUGUUUUAGAUCUUGAUGCCUCCGUCACACCAACUAAACCGACACCAGACAGAACCAAAGAUUACAUUACCACAAAUGGCCUACAAAACGGUCGCUUAUAGAGUCGUUUUGGAGUCGGUUUAGCGGUGUGUCUGAGGUAUGUCUGUCAUAUACAAGCGAAACUCAUUUAGAUGCAUGGCCCAUCAGUGAUAGCCUGCAAACAUGGCUAAACAUGUCACUCCUCUGCUGAAGCAAUAAUUCGUCGCUGCUUUCACGAAGUGACGGUAGUGAAGAAAAAAAUUGCAUUCACUUUGUGUUACAAUUUUCCUCACUACCGUCACUUCGUGAAAACAGCGACGAAUUGUCUGCAUUGGCUCCCGGCCCAUGUCAGCACCCUGCUCAUGGUAUUCUAGAGCUUGAAUACUUGACCAUUCAGUUUAGAGUAGGCUAAUAUUUUACGCGGUCUAUAUUGAAGCUCAAUUUGUUGGGCUCGUCUAUAUAUCAGGGUUAGAAGAGACAAUAAUAGAAUAUGAUAAUUUGAUAUGAUAAAAUUGCUGAAAUAUGAAAAAUUGACAAUUUAUCCUUUGUUCAUAUGAUAAUUGUAAUACAUGUAUAUAUUUCCUUAUUUAUCAUUAAUAGUAAGAAAGUACUUCUUGGUAUUUUAUUUUUGCCAUGUUACUAAUUUGUUUAUAUUUAUAUGGAAUGGAGAAGAAAAUUAAAUAUAGCACUGAGUGUCAAUGAUUAGGGGAUUUGCUAGCCCCUGUAACAUCACGUACAUCAUCUAUUUUAUUACUGGUACACAGCCAACCUAUGUAUAGUAACAAAUCAACAAUUUCAUAUCGUCGCAGCGGUAGGAUUCAUCGACAUGGGGAAGGGGAGGGGCACAAACAGCUGUUGCCCCUUUAGAAAUCCAACCGUGCAAAUGACAAAAAUUGUAUCUAAUAAUAUUUUUGGGCCCUUAAAAAAUCAUGUGACCCAAAAGGCACUGUAAUAGAUAAGUGUGAUAAACCUUUUCAUACAUGUAUAACUUUUUAAUGGUGCCCGCCCCCAUUUCAAUACUUUGCAUCCACCCCUGAUUUAUGUGUGGCCAUGAGCAAGGGAGCCCCUAGACCAUUGUAAAUGGGAAGUUUGAAAACUUUGCCGACCUGUAAGCCUUACAUUUUCAAACAAGUAUCAGAUUUGGUCACUCAAAAGUUUACUGACUAAAAUAGUAUGUACAGUUUAUAGCUACGUAUGUAUAUUUUGUGUUCAACAUUUAUGUAUUUCUCUUUUAUUUUUCAAAUAUCGCAAUAUUCCAGAUAUGAUUUGCUAAACCUUGGUAUGGCAAUGUGAUCCGAAGAAUACAAAGCACAACAAAUUGUGUUGAAGUAUAAAGCAGUAGCGUAGCCCAUUUUUAAAUAUGGGUGGGGGGGGGGGGCAGCGACCCCAUUGUCCGAAGUCUACCAAUGACCAAACGCAAUCUUGGGUCUAAGAUUAUAUUUAGCAAAGGACAUAACCAUCCUUUUUUCACAUCCUGGAAUGAGAUGCUGGUAGUAGUGAUCAUACUCUGUUGCCCAUAAACUGGGAAUAUAAUUUGUUUUCUUACCUCUUUUUUUGAAAAGGUUGUGACAAUAUGAUUUAUUCUUGACUUAUAGAGUUUCUAUCUUCUCAAGUAUCGAUCAAUCUAUGGAGUCAUAGAGAUUGAUGAAUACGAUUCUCAGAAGAUAGAAACUUUAUCUAUCUAUCAAUAGUAAGUCAUAAUUGGAACAAUCAUUUCAUAAAAAGGGAAAAUGUUAGUAUGGGCAACAAUGUAAAACAGGAAUUUAUAGUGUACUUCGAUUUUUCACCACUUCUGGGUCAUCUUUGCUGUAAACAAGGAUGUUUACGAGCAACUUCCCAAUUAGGCUUACGUUUCUUAACCGAUAUCAACUUUCCAUUUUUUUUUUUGGCGGGAUCGGGUGCAGCGAGCGAAUUUAUAUAUUUAACUUUCAACGUAAUAUUACUUAUUAGCAAAGGUAUCUUUCAUCAAUAAUGGGCCAGAGCUUCGUCUUAUUAAAAAGCGUUUGGAUUGAUUAAAAAUAAUUUACGAUUGACACAAAUUGCAACUAGGUAGACCUACUCAAGUGAUAGGAGAUGCGAUUGGUUAUCCAUUGUAAAUUAUAUGUAAUAAAUCGAAACUCUUUAACAAGGCGGGGCCCAGGCUAUACGUACGUAACAGCACAGACUCUACGCUUUUGUAUAAAUUCAAUUCACCGUGUAACUAGGCUGAGGUGGAUAAUUGACUAAUUAAUCUGGGUGCCGCAACGCAUCAAUAUAGAGAAAAUGAUGUUGACAAUCCCAAAUCCCAAUCUAAUUACAUUCAUGCCUUGACGUACGAGUACUGAAAUUCAUUGACCCGCUUUUCACCCGCUUUUUUACCAGUCACUUUUAAUACGUGAUAUUUAUUUCCUGUUCGAGAUAUUUAUUAAAUAGAUGUUCUUAAAAGAAUAA